UGUUCUUCUUCUUGGCAUGCAGCCUUCCUGUAUGGAUCGAGCCACGACGUGUUGGAGGUGACGAGCGUCGCCUACGGCUCGUGCGGGACGCCAAGCAAUCCGAUAUCGUCGGACAAAAGCGGGAACACCACCGUCGCGCUGAAGGCCGCAGGGACGCGGUACUUCAUCUGCGGGACGGCGGGGCACUGCAGGAGCGGGAUGAAGAUGGCCGUCCGCGUAGCUUCGUCGGGCUCGCCGCCGCCCUCCCCGCUACCGGACUUCCCGCCCGACGGACCCGCCGAUCCGCCGUCGCUGCCGUUUCCGCCCUUGUCUCUUUCGCCGCCGGCUCCGAUGGGAGCGGCGGGCGGGGCCUGCGUGCAUGCCAAGGUUGCUGCAGAUCUCGGGAUCGGGAUCUCGAUGAUGAUGGCGAUGGUGGUGGUGGCGGCGGCGCUUUGAGCUCUGUGGAGAAAGAUGGAGAGAGAGAAAUAGACGCCAUUCUACUGGUUUUGGAUUCAUUUGAUUGCUUUCUACAUUUGUUCUGAUCUCGGGAUGAAACGUAUUCACAGAUUACAGCUUGGCUUCUCUUUUCUUUGAAUUGGAAUCAGACUUGUAGAGUUAGCUUUCUUCCCAUGAGUUGACCAACUCUUAAGUCAACUCAAAGCUUAGUGUCAGUAUAUUACUACAAGCAUGAUAACACCUCGUGGAUUGAAAUCAAAAUAUGCUCAUCACAUCGAUAUGAAUUGCCCAACUCAUAUCCUCGAUGUAGGGUUGCAUGUUCA
Molecule: messenger RNA, 758 nt
Organism: Musa acuminata subsp. malaccensis (wild Malaysian banana)
Lineage: Eukaryota; Viridiplantae; Streptophyta; Magnoliopsida; Zingiberales; Musaceae
Source: RefSeq, a predicted model, not a curated record